This is a messenger RNA of Penaeus indicus, 3504 nucleotides long. RefSeq names its product probable glutamate receptor. The record is from RefSeq and is a predicted model, not a curated record. Gene Ontology annotation, cellular component: plasma membrane. The transcript is spliced from 14 exons. Bases 120 to 2312 code for a protein of 730 amino acids. NCBI's taxonomy places the organism in Eukaryota, Metazoa, Arthropoda, Malacostraca, Decapoda, Penaeidae. Gene Ontology annotation, molecular function: signaling receptor activity; ligand-gated monoatomic ion channel activity.
GCAAGCGUUGCCUCUGGUCGUAGAUUCAAACGUUCCCUGUCGCUUUCACGAAACUGGUCUGCGAACAAACGUUUCUUUGGAGUACUGUGUGUUGCGUCCCCCCAUGCGUCCCCGGCAGGAUGGCAGGACGGCGCCCCUUGCUCCUGUUCCUGUGGCUGUGCUGGGCCUCCUGUCCCCUCCACUGCCAAAAGACCACCGAGGAGGACAUCGAAGCUUGUUGGGCAGCUGUUCAAGAGGAACCUGAGCAUUUAAAGUUAUCUACUGAGGACUACGUGAAUAUGGCGUCGUUUGUGGCCGAUUUCUUGCCGCUGAUCCAGAUUAAUGAGAUCUACUUGUGUCUGGAUGCUGUGGGUUCAACCACGCCGUCUCCGAAUCGCUUAGCCGAAUGGACCCUCGUCUCAAUCCUCUCCCAGCGGUUCGUGUUCGUGCACGGCUGCGACUUAGACCGCAUGACCGAGAGCCUCCGAGCCUUAGACGAGAACGCUACUCCUGAAGAGACGAUCCCACGCUCCUUGCACCACCCGGCGGCGGUCCACCUCACCACGCGGAAGGGGCUGGAGGCGACGUUGAUGGCCAUAGGAAAGGCGUUACCCGAAGGACAGAGCGAGGCUUACCACAUCCUCCUCGGGGCUGACCUGCCGCAGUGUCCUGUGGAGGCUUCGCUCGCUGUGCAGUGGUUCCAGGCUUCUUACAAUAAGACUUCCACCACCAUCAAAGUGGACGAAAUCUUCCUCUUCGCAAGUGGAGGCGUCAAUAUCAGAGUCCCUGUGGUGAGGUGGAAGGCAGGUGGAGAGAGCAAAGCGUCGAUGGCUGUCAUUCAUCCACCUGGUUACGGUCCUUAUGAUUUUCAAGGACAUGUUAUCAAUGUUAUUGCUAUGGAGUACCAGCCUUUCCUGAUGAGAGCAAAUCCUUGUAAGGAAACAAGCGGAAGCGUCGGCCUCGUCUAUCAAGGAAAACCAUGUCCUUCUACGAUGCUUGAAGGGGUGAUGAUAGACCCGGAGCAGAAAAAGGCUUAUGCGAACUACACUGGAUAUUUGAUCGACAUCAUCCAAACACUUGCCAAAAGACUGAAGUUCAAGAUAAACCUACAAAUCCUACACCCAAAAGAGGCAGAAUUUGGCCUUGACGAUGGCAAUGGCACCUUCACGGGACUCGCUGGUUAUCUGCAAACGAGGAGAGCUGACAUCGCUUUGGCUGGAUUUUCUAUGACACGCGAACGUCUCCCGUUUAUGGACUUCUCUGAACCUAUAAUGUACGCCGGCCAGUCAUUGUACGUAAGCACCAACUCCUCUCUGCAUACCAUUGGCUGGAACACCUACGUCCUAUCCUUCCAAUGGGGAACCUGGCUCGCUAUCCUCCUCCUCCUCAUCAUUAUGACUUUCGGCUUGUGGUUCCUCGUGAGAAGACAGGGGGAUGAGGAUCCUCACUUCACCCAGACUCAUAAUGUGGCUUUUAUCCUCUUCUCUUGUCUUGUACAGCAAGGUUCCUGGAUCCUGCCCACCACAGGCCGCGCCCAAGCUGUCCUGUGGAUGUUCUGGUUCACGUCUGUGGUUCUCUACGCGUCCUACACCGCCCGCCUGACAUCCUUCCUCACCGUGUCUUCGCUGAGACUUCCCUUCACCACCUUGGAAGAAGCUGUGCAUUUGCCUGAGUGGAAAAUAGGACUUCAGAAGGGGACGUCGGUUAUUGAGACUCUGAAGAGAGCCACGCCCAAGAGCAGUUAUCACUCCGUCUGGAAAGGCAUCGAGCGGGACAAGAACCUCCUGACGACCAACGAAGAAGCGGCCAUCGUUCGGCUGCUGACGGAGAAGAAAUUCGCGUUUCUCGGCGAGCAGCUGACUAUGAGUUACCUGAUUAACGGAAAUUGCUCCAUUACUGAGAUUCCAGGGAGUUACCUUGCAGGCUACGUCUCGUUGGGACUGCGAAAGAAACUGCCGUGGGCGACGGUCAUCAACCAAGAGAUCGUGAAGAUGGCAACAGGUGGACUUCUCGACCGCAUGUACCAACGCUGGUGGGGGAAGUCGAUACCGUGUGAAGCCAGGUCACCUUAUACGGAAUUAGGAUUUUCAAACAUCCUCACGGCCUUCCUCCUGCUCAUCCUCGGCGGUCUCCUCUCCGUGCUGCUCCUUGUGUUCGAGAUUUUCCUCAGGAAAUACUACCGGAAGGACAAGGUGUUCUCGAGGGCGUCCUCCACCUUUCAAGGGCGAGUGUCGACCCUUGGAAGACCGAGGACGAUUUUCGACAGUAGUGCGAGGCAGGUCGAUGGACUGAGGCGGAUAGUGAGAGUGGAGGAACAGACGCGAGUUGGAUGAUUUUUUUUUUUCAAGUAUUGGGUGUCUAACGCAAAUAUGAAAGGUACCCGACUGCUGCCUUGCAGUUUAGUCCGUGUAUGGUCAACAGCCGUGGGAGUUCACCCUAUACAAAACAAUCCACUGCCUUGUGGCAUCUGUGAGAUGAAAAGGCUUCGGGAGUCUAAGGAAAAAUUCGGAGCUGGAGGCCUUAAGGCAAAUCAUUGUCGCUUGCAACCUCGUUCUGGCAACUCUUGAGACGCCGCUGGUGCCAAACUGUAUCGGUCUAUGCCGUUCCUUUGGAUUAAUCAGCUGCGUGGAGAAAGGGAGCCUGCUGCAUGGGCAACAGCUUCCUCCUCACACUUUUUUACCCAGGCAUUGACAGAGUCAAUAAUGUUAAAGUCUACAUCGACUGAUAGUGGCCAUGUCAUAUAUAUAUAUAUAUAUAUAUAUGUGUGUGUGUGUGUGUGUGUAUGUAUAUAUAUAUAUAUACACACACACAUACAUAUAAUCAUAUCCAUGUAUGUCUCUGUGUCCUAAAGGAGUAAUCUAUAUCUAUAACGAUUUGUUUAUGUAUAUAUACACACAUUUAUUAACCGUUUACCAGUUUUCCUACUAUGUAGGGUUGCCGGUGUAGCUCAUAUAGUGAAAGUAUAAAACUCACUAUAUGUAUAUAUAUGUAUAUAUACAUAUAUAUGUAUGCAUAUAUUUAUACGUAUGCACAUAUUCAUAAGUGCAUAAUUGUGGGUGUAUCAUCAAUCUCACUCAAAUACAUAUAUCUAUUUUCUCCAUCUACCAUGUAGAAAUUCUUACAGAAAUGCAAUUAGAGGAUUCACUAGCCUUAGAAAUCGAACAAAAUUACGUUACCAACACAUAACAUAUAUAGUUAUAAGAUGCUAUAGUAAGCACUAGUUAUAAGGCACGCAGAUAGAUAUAUAUAAAUCCAUAUAAGUAUUAUUGUUUAUAGUUUCACAACAGAGUAUUUGUAAAUUACACACACACACACACAGACAAAUACACACAUAUAUACAUAAAUAUAUAUGUACAUAUAUGUAUACAUAAAUAUUCACACAUAAAUAGUCAUCUGUACACUUACGCAUUUAUGUAUAUCAUUAUAUUUUGUAUAUAAAUGAACAGUGGAGAUGAGAAAAAAAAUGUACUCAAUUCAGUACUGAACUUGUUCAGCACAUUACAGCCUACAACGAAAUUACUAAUA